AUGGCUCCUCGCUCAAGAGGCGCAAAGCGCAUCGCUGAUGCCCUGGGGUUUUCGACUCCGAACAACCACGUCUGCCUUUCAUGUCGACAAGCUCUGGCUCUCUCCCGACCUCAACGGGGCUACGCCUCAGCCGCCGCGACAGCCAAAUCCACGGUCGAAGCACCUCCGAUCACCCAGCUCUCGUCCGCAGGGCUAGGGCCUGAAGCCUCUCCGCACCCGAAGUCCAGCUUCACCAUCAAAGCAGGUGUGGUGCUCUCGAGACCUCCGCUGAUCACCCCCGACCCGCAUCCGUUUGAGACGGCGUACUACCUGUAUCAACGCCGGCUGAACGAGCGCCUCGCCUUGCCCUUCACCCAGUAUUUCUACUACAAGCGCGGCACGCCGGCGUUUGAGCAGUGGCGGAAGAACCGACAGGAACGAGGAGGCGCGGCCGCCCGGGACAUUGGGAAAUACAACGCCUACACACCGGAUGCGUGGAAUGACGAGGUGCUGGUGGGCGAUGAGACUGGCUCGCCGGCCAAGCUUGUGGAGAAGCUGGUCGCGGAGGAGAACCGGGCGGACGAGUUCACCGGUAAUGGCGAUCCUAAGUUUGCAGGGUUGAAACGAAGAACCGACGCAGACGAGCAGAACGACCAACGAAGCCUGGAACGCAGUCUAAGCCGGACUUUGUACUUGCUGGUCAAGCACAAGAAAGUGCCGGGCCAAAGUCAGGAGGAGAGCGAGUUGUGGAAAUUUCCCAGUGGCACUCUUCUCGGGCACGAAGGAUUGAAACAGGCUGCACAACGCAUCCUGUUUACCUCACUCGGCGAAAACAUGAACACCUUCUUCGUCGGUAACCACCCCGUCGGCCACUACGUAGCGCGGUUCGCUUCGCCAAAACCCGGCCCCAUACCACCGACUCCGACGCAAAAGUCAAUAGAGUCCGAGUCGACAUUGCGCAAACAAGAAAUGGCGCAGGCACCGGAGCAACAUCCCACGCUGGUGGACGGCGAAAAGACGUUUUUCAUGAAAGCCCGCAUCCUAGCCGGGCAGGCCGAUCUGCAGGCGAACCAAGCAAAAGACAUUGAAGACUUUCGAUGGUUGAGCAAGGACGAGAUCGAGAAGGCCGUGCAUCCGGAUUACUGGGUCAAAGUGAAGAACAUGCUUGGCACACAGUAG
This is a messenger RNA of Capronia epimyces CBS 606.96, 1158 nucleotides long. RefSeq lists its product as uncharacterized. Bases 1 to 1158 code for a protein of 385 amino acids. Gene Ontology annotation, molecular function: structural constituent of ribosome. Gene Ontology annotation, cellular component: mitochondrial large ribosomal subunit. The record is from RefSeq and is a predicted model, not a curated record. The transcript has 3 exons. Lineage: Eukaryota; Fungi; Ascomycota; Eurotiomycetes; Chaetothyriales; Herpotrichiellaceae.